Molecule: messenger RNA, 1321 nt
Organism: Hibiscus syriacus
Lineage: Eukaryota; Viridiplantae; Streptophyta; Magnoliopsida; Malvales; Malvaceae
Exons: 7
Coding region: 1-1227 (408 amino acids)
Source: RefSeq, a predicted model, not a curated record
AUGAAUAGGGGUGGCAAUGGGGCGGGGUCGGUUUUGCAUUACUCAUUUCGUCUCCAACACUUGCAGAGAGGUCACGUGCUAUCACAUCCAAUUCAUCAAGGAAGAAUCAUAGAGAGUAAGAGCGAAAGUCACGUGCCUAAAAAUGGCGGCCUCAUCGCCAGCCGUGACAAAAAGCAUCAGCGAAACAACCUCCAUUUCUACCAAGUCGACGCCGAUAGCGACAGCUGCUACGGCGACACAGCGGGUCUUAAUAAGCCCAAAUGUAUUCAGUGCGGCAACGUUGCCCGCUCCAGGUGUCCGUUUCGCUCAUGCAAGAGUUGUUGCUCAAAAGCCCAAAAUCCAUGCCAUAUACAUGUUCUAAAGUCAAAUUCAGCUUUUCCAGACAAGUCAAAGACUUCAAGCACUCCAUCAUCAGACCAGAAAUCAACUCAGUCUUCUUCUCAAGUGACUUCCUUAAGGGUUCCCUCGUAUCGUCAACUUUCCAAUGCUUUUGCACAGUUUGACAAUCUGCUGGUUCGCACAAAGAAACACGUGACCAGAAAGGAUGCUAUUGCCUUGAAUGAGUGGAGGUUUUCCAAGUUAAAGGAAUUCAAGGACAGAAAUAUUGAAAUCGAAAACAAUGCUUUUGACCGGUACAUGCAGAAUAUUAGUUUACUUGAGGAAGUCUUUUCUACAGAAACAGUGGAUGAAGGGUCUGAACUUAGCCCCACUUCACAGGAAGGUGAGACUUUGGUGAUGACUUCAGGUAUGAAGUUGAGACUAAGAUUGAAUCCUGUGAGAACUAAUAAUGCCAGAAAGAGGAUACAGCAAAUUGUUGAUCAGGGAAUACAAAAGCUUCAGAAAAGUGAACCUAAUGAUGGUUCUACUGAUCCAAACGACCAAAAUAAACUCGAUAAUAUGUUGAAAAGGGAAAAAUCCUUGUGGGUUGAGAGGUCUUCAAGGUUAAGCAAUAUUGUCAACAAGUUGAACAAAGCUCGAAAUGAAGAGGAUAUAGAAUCUUGUCUAGAGAUGAAAGCGCAACUUUACAAUCAAACCACAAUGUCUACUCCAACAGAAAUUAAAGAUGUUGAAGCAUUGAAUGAGCAGGGUCCAAAGAACAAUGCAACUCCAGGACAGGUAGCUAAUUAUCCAAGGCGAAAAUUGUUUACACCAAUUGAAAUUGAUCAAGAAACUCUCAACAAAGUUGAUGCACAUUUCUCUUCCCUGGAGCAGAUUGAAGACUUAUAACUGUAAGCAGUAUAUUCUCUCAAAGACGGAUUAGUCUUAGGUUAACCGUUGAGUUAUGAUUCGUGGUGAUGUCUGAAUUUUGCUCCCAUCUUUA